CCCCUACCCACGCCCCCUUCCCCUUGUGCCUAGUUCUGGGGCCAGCGCACUACACAACGUGAAAUGUCUCCUGGCUGCCAAAGACAAGUCCAAGGAGGCCUGCCCUGGAGGCCCCUCAGCUCAGGCUGGGGAACCCAACUCGUCCCAGGAAAUAGAGCAUUUUAUAGAGGAAGGAUGGGGUGGGGCGGACAUUCGGGGUGCCAUGUUUGAGUGCCAGUAGUGGCCUCAGGCCGUAGCACCCUGGGUCAGAAUGUGUUGGGAAGACUGGCUUCCUAGCUAGGUGUGGCUGGCCAGGAAGAGAGUUAGCCACUGGGGAGCAGAGAAGCCUCGAUUUUAGUGGGAGAAGGGAGUGGGGAGGGGGCCGUACACGUGGCCUAUCAGCCCAGGGUGGGCAAGGGGGGAAUAGGUCGGGAAUGGUCUGAGUGGAGAAGAGACGUUGGGAAGGGAUGGAUGAAAGGGAGGAGGCCACAGGCAGGGAGAGUGUGAGGGCCUUAUGGGAGAGAAGAGGAUGGUGGCAGCCUGGAGGGUGAGGGAGAGGGAAGCCUCCGGCCCCUCCAAGUUCACCCACCCGCAUGACUGGGGACACGUUGAGUUGGAGAUGCCACCGGGAAAUGCCCAGUGGAAAGCAGGCCAUGCGCCUGGAGAGAGGUGAAUGCUGGCACCAUCUGGCUCAGAUGAGGAGGGGCAAAGUGAAAGAGCCAAAUGGAGGUGGGGAGCUGAAUGGAGCGUCCGGGAGGAAGAGCCUGCUGGGGCCGGGGUGUCAGUGCCAAAGCACUGCCCGGUUUGAUGCCCUGUGAAGGGUUUGGGCUCCGGGCUUUGCAGGGGGCUCAGUCCUCCCUGGGGAGGGGACCCCUCACCCUCCUUGAGCUCCAUGACAACACCUGCCUCUACCUCUUCAGGUCUGAAGCCCCUUUGCCACCCAGAGGCAUGCUGGGGCCCAGGCCCAGUCCUUCAAAGGGCUCCAUGUUCCUUGCUGAGGGGUGUACUUCUCUGGGUCUCAGUUUGCUCAACUCUGAGGUGGAGCCAAACUCAGUUUAUCCUGUGACUGGUCCUUUCUCCCAUCAGAACCAGCUGGGGGAGUUGGGGGGCAGGAAUCUCACCUCACACUCCCCAAAGUGGCUUCAAUGAGGGCAGGGCUGCCUUAUGGGAAGAGCAGAGGUGGGGGAGCUGGAGUUCAGCUCCAGAGCUCAGCCCCAGGGCCUCCCGCAGAGAAGAGGGAGGAGCCCAGGAUCUGGGGGGAGAGAUCUGAAGGAGCUAGAGCCCCCCCUCCCACUGCGACUCUGGCCCUGGGCCCUUGGAGGGUUUCCUACAAUAACGGUGUCAGAGACAGUAGACUAGGAGAGCCUGCUGGGCCAGUUCAGGCCUCCUUGUGUGUGUCCCUGUGGGGCAUCGGGCCAAGCCUGGCCACACGGGCCAGUUCUGGUUCAACCUGAUUCAUUUUGAACCCUCCCCUCCCCCCAGCCAUACACGCUCUCCAGACCAGACCUGGGCCAGUCUGGGGAACAGCAGCUAGAGGACAGCUUCUCCACAUCGGCCGUGAUCCUGGCCUGCAGGGGGAGAUGGGGAUUCUGCAGCCCUGACUGACGCCCUGUUCACAGCUUGCCAGCAGGGCCAGCUGACUCAGCAUGGCCAGCCCUGGGGAGCCCACCAGGGCUGGGCCUUCAGAGGAGGAGGAGGAAGAGGAGGAGGGGGGGAGCCUGUCCAGGGAGGCUCCCAAUCCCUCCAGCUCAGCUGGGGACAUCGAGGCCCUGACAGAUUCAGGGGAGAUGCUGGAGAAGGCACGUGAGCUCUUCUUCCUCUGUGAUAAGGAGGCCAAGGGUUUCAUCACCAAAAUGGACCUCCAGAGGCUGCAACAUGAGCUUCCCCUGACCCCAGAGCAGCUGGAAUCUGUAUUUGAGAGUCUAGACCAAGGACAUACAGGCUUCCUGACACCCCGAGAAUUCAGCAUGGGCCUGGGAGCUUUCAUGGGAAUGGACAUGCCCGGCGGUGCCCCCUCCGUGGAGCCUGGGGAGGAAACCUUUGAGACUGGCUGGUCUGAUGGUUUGGGGCACAGAGCGUCAGAGGAAGGAGAAGCUGUGACAGAGGAGGACCGUUUCUGGGCCACCAUGGAGCAGCUGGGGGCCGCCCAUAUCCUGGGGGAGCAGGGUGAGGUGCGGGCCCUGUGGGCCAGGCUGCAGCAAGAGUGCCCAGAACUGCUGGGCAGCUUUGAGGAAGUCCUGGUGCAGGUGUCCUCCUGUUUGGGGGAGGCGGCCCAGGAGAGGGAGACUGUGGAGCAGGCACUGUGGAGGCGAGAAAGUGACCAUGAGAAGGAAGUUCGGUGCUUAUAUGAGGAAAUGGAGCAGCAGAUCCGGGCAGAGCGUGAGCGCCUGCAGAACCAGGACCCCUCCCGCCAGGACCGGGUCAGUCACAUCCUUCAAGAACUACAAAAUAAGGACCAGGAGCUAGAUCGGGCCAGCCGGCGGCAGAGAGAGUUAGAGCAGCUGCUGCAUCAGCAGACGUCAGAGCGCCUGGAGACACAGGCGCAGAACGCCCACCUCUGGCUGGUGAAUGAGGAGCUUCGGACCCAGCUGGAGCAGAGCCAGGCCCAGCUGGAGGUAGCUCAGGAGCAGCUGCUGCAACAGCAGGAGGAGGCUCGGGCUGAGAAGGAGCAGAAACACAGGGAUGUGGUCAUUGUGUCCAGGAACAUGCAGAAGGAGAAACACAGCCUCCUCCGGCAGCUAGAGCUCCUGAGGGACCUGAACAGAAGGCUGCGGGAUGAGAGAGAUGCGUUCGAGGCCAAGAAGCUGCUCCUGGCCCAGGAAGCCACAGCUUUCCUGGCCCCAAGCAAGACUUCGGUCCUGGGCCUCAACCCACAAGAUGAAGGAUUAAGCCCCAAGGACAUCUAGACGGUCCCCUCUGCGUUCCCGUCCCAAGUGUGAACCAUCAAAGCACCCCCAUCCCCAAAUAAACCCACCAAUUGCA
This is a messenger RNA of Dromiciops gliroides (monito del monte), 2961 nucleotides long. RefSeq names its product calcium release activated channel regulator 2B (gene CRACR2B). Gene Ontology annotation, molecular function: calcium ion binding. NCBI's taxonomy places the organism in Eukaryota, Metazoa, Chordata, Mammalia, Microbiotheria, Microbiotheriidae. The record is from RefSeq and is a predicted model, not a curated record.